Molecule: messenger RNA, 1377 nt
Organism: Pteropus alecto (black flying fox)
Lineage: Eukaryota; Metazoa; Chordata; Mammalia; Chiroptera; Pteropodidae
Product: keratin, type I cuticular Ha8
Exons: 8
Coding region: 1-1377 (458 amino acids)
Molecular function (GO): structural molecule activity
Source: RefSeq, a predicted model, not a curated record
AUGACUUCCUUCUACGUCAGCUCCUCCCCAUCGCUGGGCAGCAUCACGACUCCUGGAGAAAGAAACUUCUGUAUCUCCUCCAUCGAUAUUGGGAGCCAGCCUGGGGCAGAGGUCAAGCCUGCCUCCCCGGGCCUCUUGGCCACCGUGGCACACGCCAACCGAGUCCUCCGUGUGGGGACGACCCCUCUGGGCCGACCCAGCCUCUGUCUGCCCCCCAGCUGCAACACCGCGUGCCCCUUGCCAGGGACCUGCCACGUUCCCGGCAACAUCGGAAUCUGUGGGACCUACGGUGAAGGCAGCCUGAAUGGCCACGAGAAGGAGACCAUGCAGUUCCUGAACGACCGCCUGGCCAACUACCUGGAGAAGGUGCGCCAGCUGGAGCGAGACAACGCGGAGCUGGAGACCAAGAUCCGAGAGUGGAGCAAAUGCCACGAGUCCACCGUGUGCCCGGACUACCAGAGCUACUUCCGGAGCAUCGAGGAGCUCCAGCAGAAGAUCCUGUGCAGCAAGGCGGAGAACGCCAGGCUGAUUAGCCAAAUCGACAACGCCAAGCUGGCUGCCGAUGACUUUAGAAUCAAGCAUGAGAGUGAGCACGCCCUGCGCCUGCUGGUGGAGGCGGACAUGUGCGGGAUGCACAAGCUCCUGGAUGACAUGAGCCUGGCCAAGGCUGACCUGGAGGCCCAGCAGGAGUCCCUGAAGGAGGAGCAGCUCUGCCUCAAGAGCGACCAUGAGCAGGAAGUGAACACCCUGAGGCGCCAGCUGGGGGACAGGCUCCGGAUCGAGCUGGACACUGAGCCCACCGUGGACCUGAACAGUGUGCUGGAGACGAUGCGGUGCCAGUACGAGGCCAUGGUGGAGACCAACCGCCGCGAUGUGGAGCAGUGGUUCGAAGCUCAGUCUGAGGGCAUCAGCCUGCAGGCCACGUCCUGCUCCGAGGAGCUGCAGUGCUGCCAGUCGGAGAUCCUGGAGCUGAGGUGCACGGUGAACGCCCUGGAGGUGGAGCGCCAAGCCCAGCACAACCUGAAGGACUGCCUGCAGAACUCCCUGUGUGAGGCUGAGGCCCGUUAUGGCACCGAGCUGGCCCAGAUGCAGAGCCUGAUCAGCACCGUGGAGGAGCAGCUGUCUGAGAUCCGAGCUGACCUGGAGCGGCAGAACCAGGAGUACCAGGUGCUGCUGGAUGUCCGGGCCCGGCUGGAGGGCGAGAUUGACACAUACCGAAAACUUCUGGAGAGCGAGGACUGCAAGCUUCCUUGCAAUCCGUGCUCCACGCCUACCUCCAGUGUGCCUCCCCCCUGUGCUCCUUGUCCUAGCUCUGCCCCUCGCACUAGUUGUGGGCCUGGUUCAGCCCAUGAAGCCUUCACUGGAAACCAGUUCUGA